AUGGCCAAGCCUUGUGGGGUGCGCCUGAGCGGGGAAGCCCGCAAACAGGUGGAUGUCUUCAGGCAAAAUCUUUUCCAGGAGGCUGAGGAAUUCCUCCACACAUUCUUGCCACAGAAGAUCAUACACCUGAAUCAGCUCUUGCAAGAGGACUCCCUCAAUGUGGCCGACCUGACCUCUCUCCGAGCCUCACUGGACAUCCCUAUUCCAGACCCUCCACCCAAAGAUGAUGAGAUGGAAACAGAUAAGCAGGAGAAGAAAGAAGUCCCUAAGUGCGGCUUUCUCCCUGGGAAUGAGAAGCUCCUGGCCCUGCUUGCCCUGGUUAAGCCAGAAGUCUGGACUCUCAAAGAAAAAUGUAUUCUGGUGAUCGCGUGGAUCCAGCACCUGAUCCCCAAGAUUGAGGAUGGAAAUGACUUUGGGGUAGCAAUCCAGGAGAAGGUUCUGGAGAGGGUGAAUGCAGUCAAGACCAAAGUAGAAGCCUUCCAGACAACCAUUUCCAAGUACUUCUCAGAACGUGGAGAUGCUGUGGCCAAGGCCUCUAAGGAGACACAUGUAAUGGAUUACCGGGCCUUGGUGCACGAGCGAGAUGAGGCAGCCUAUAGGGAGCUCAGGGCCAUGGUGCUGGACCUAAGGGCCUUCUAUGCUGAGCUUUAUCAUAUCAUUAGCAGCAACCUGGAGAAAAUUGUCAACCCAAAAGGUGAAGAGAAGCCAUCUAUGUAUUGA
Pipistrellus nathusii (Nathusius's pipistrelle) is the source of this 720-nucleotide messenger RNA. The record is from the annotation of a GenBank genome assembly. NCBI's taxonomy places the organism in Eukaryota, Metazoa, Chordata, Mammalia, Chiroptera, Vespertilionidae.